Messenger RNA from Elephantulus edwardii (Cape elephant shrew), 951 nucleotides. RefSeq lists its product as uncharacterized. The coding region runs from base 1 to 951 and encodes 316 amino acids. The record is from RefSeq and is a predicted model, not a curated record. NCBI's taxonomy places the organism in Eukaryota, Metazoa, Chordata, Mammalia, Macroscelidea, Macroscelididae. The transcript is spliced from 5 exons.
AUGUUGCGUUCCAACUUUCUGAAAGUGGUCAUGACUUUAAUGUGCCCAGGAUUCAACAUUGCCCAAAAGGUAACUCAAGAUCAACCUGCAGUGAUGGCGCAGGAGAAAGAAGCUGUGACUCUGCACUGCACAUAUGAUACAAAUGAAGUACGUUUUGCUCUACUAUGGUACAAGCAGCCCAGCAGUGGACAAAUGAUUUUCCUUGUUCGUCAGGAGUCUUACAACGAGCAAAACGCAACAGAAAGCCGCUACUCACUGAACUUCCAAAAAGCAGCUAAAUCCAUUGAUCUUGUCAUCUCAGCUUCACAGCUGGAAGACUCAGCAAUGUAUUUCUGUGCACUGAGAGGAGACACAGUGAGAGAGGAGAGAUUCAGCCUUACCCAGAAGGUAAAUAAAAUUCAGUUAGAAAUGAUGGUGCAAGAAGAGGAGACUGUGACUCUUAACUGCACAUAUGAUACCAGUGAUCCAAGCUUUGCUUUAUUCUGGUACAAGCAGUCCAGCAGUGGGCAAAUUAUUUUCCUUAUUCGCCAGGAGUCUUACCAGCAAAAUGCAACAGACGGCCGUUACUCAUUGAACUUCCAACAAACAUCUAAAUCGAUCAACCUUGCCAUCUCAGCUUCACAGCUUGGGGACUCAGCAGUACUUCCCACAACCUGUGUGGUCUGCGAGUUAUCACAUCGUAUUUUAGACCCAGCAAACCAGUAUGAUUGUUGUGAAAUGAGUAGCAAGAAGUAUGGGAGCAUGGGGGACAUGUCUGACCUCAUGGGAGUUGGUUUUUUGCUGUUGAUACUGUUGAAGAGGAUAGUUUCCCUUUGUGAAGCUCGUAAAGCCAAUGAGAAGGAACAGAAAGUGAUUGCUGAGCAUGAAAUAAGUUUUGAUACACUUGACAGCCCACAGAAGCUUAAGAAUUUCUCAACCUUCAGACAAGCUCUGCACAAAGCAAAUAUCUAA